This is a messenger RNA of Trichoplusia ni (cabbage looper), 1250 nucleotides long. RefSeq names its product thioredoxin reductase-like selenoprotein T homolog CG3887 (gene SelT). Gene Ontology annotation, biological process: cell redox homeostasis. The record is from RefSeq and is a predicted model, not a curated record. Gene Ontology annotation, cellular component: endoplasmic reticulum membrane. Gene Ontology annotation, molecular function: thioredoxin-disulfide reductase (NADPH) activity. The transcript has 3 exons. Lineage: Eukaryota; Metazoa; Arthropoda; Insecta; Lepidoptera; Noctuidae. The coding region runs from base 196 to 816 and encodes 206 amino acids.
AUUUAACUCUUCGUCGUUCGAGUUCGCUUCGUACGUCUACUAUCAGUCAGUGUGUUAUUGUGCUUACUGAUAAAUUUAUUAUUGUUUAAUCAUCAUCAUAUACUAACGUUCUGUUGUUAAAUGUGCUACAAUUAUUGUUGUGCGAAAGUCACAUAAAAUAAGUUCGAAACGUUAGUUUCAUAUUGUGUAGAUUCGAUGAUGAUGUCUUUUUCAACUAAUUUCUGUAUUUCAUUAAGUUUUCUCACUAUAGUUAUUACAUGUAUUGUUUUAUCGAAUGAUAAUUAUGCACAAGCGAGUGAAAAUGAUGCCGAAAGCAUUACUAAAAUUGGACAAGGAGUAGGUCAUAUUAUGAACAUUUAUUACUGUUAUUCUUGCGGUUAUAGAAAAGUAUUUGAAGAUUAUGCAGGAAUCAUACAACAGAAAUAUCCUGAGAUAUCUGUUAUAGGAGCAAACUAUGAUCCACCUGGCCUAAAUAUGUAUUUAUCUAGAUUAAUCGGUUUUGGCAAGAUGAUCCUGAUCAUGUGCAUACUAAGUGGAGUGAAUAUAUUUGCAUGGCUGAAUAAGCCUCAGCCUGCAUGGUGGAGUUGGUGUCUUGAGAACAAACUUUAUGCUUGCAUGAUGAUGUUCUUUUUAGCUAAUAUGAUUGAAGGCCAGUUAGUAUCAUCGGGUGCAUUUGAAAUAUCUCUGAACAACAUUCCAUUGUGGUCUAAACUUGAGACAGGAAGGAUUCCACAGCCACCAGAAUUGUUUCAAAUCAUUGACAAUACAUUACAGUUCUCAAAAAUGGACCUACCUAAUACUAAUUUUGCACAAUAAUAUUUUCAAUGUAAUUUGUUGCAAUAGAUUUUGAAUGGGACUGUGGUUUUGAUUAAUAGGGUGAAAUAUUUGUACAAAUUAAAUUCAAACUUGUCCAAACAUGACUCACUGCGAGCUAUGAAUUUUUAUGGAUAUGAGAUUCUUUUAAGAAUUUCGAUGAGAAGGGAAGUUAGUAUGUUAUCUAAUGAAUUAUAUAUUAUGUUGUCAAAUACAAAAUGUAUGUUCUAACGAUGUUGUGUUGUUGUAAUCAACUAUUGCAUUUUUCUUAAUAAACUUUAAAAUUAUUACUUUCACUUCUGAAUAAAUAAAUAAUUAUGUUAUGAAGAUCAUUAACAUUCAAUGGAUAAAUAAUUAUCUAUUAUGUUCUUAAUAAAUUGAUCAAAAUUAUCAUACAAACACAUGCUUAUUUAUCUAGUCAGGAUGAUAAUUUUCAA